Messenger RNA from Paramormyrops kingsleyae, 3985 nucleotides. Its product is annotated as YY1-associated factor 2-like. The record is from RefSeq and is a predicted model, not a curated record. Gene Ontology annotation, biological process: positive regulation of DNA-templated transcription. NCBI's taxonomy places the organism in Eukaryota, Metazoa, Chordata, Actinopteri, Osteoglossiformes, Mormyridae. Gene Ontology annotation, cellular component: nucleus. Gene Ontology annotation, molecular function: DNA binding; transcription coregulator activity.
CCUGAAUUGUUUUUUUUUGCUUCUGUCAAUUUCUGAAAUGAACUUGCUUUAUUUUUUCCAUUACCAUUAUCGUCUUACGUUGCCCUGAUACUGAAGGAUUACCUGUACAAUAUAUUCGUUUUCAUAGUUAAAACGAAAAAAAAAAAAACAGUUUGGGUUUAAAAGUAUCACUGCUUCAAAUUGUCAUUAUAUAAUUAUUCUCAUGUUUGUAUCACACAUUGCACGUCUUUAUCCAGUAACUUGUUUGCAAGAGAAACGUAUACUGUGUGAGAUUUACAAUAGAUCACAGUGGUUUUUAUAAUUUUGAAAAAUUAUUACACGUGUCUUUCUUAAAGACGGCGAAAACCCAAUGUAAUAACGUAAUAUUGCUGUAUUAUGUAUCUUCUCAUAAAAUAUGGCAAUUCACAGAAAAUUGAGUUAGACCAAAAAACUACUUAAAUUUACUUAAUAUUUAUAAAAAAUAAAACUAUUGUGGUAUACACACAUGGCACAUAAGCACUCUGUACUCUGAAUGGGUUUAUAUUCGUGUAAUCAGACUUUCCAUUACUGCAAACAGCAUACUUGAUCUACAUUCAUAUUUUGGGUGGUUUACUUGCAAAGCACGGUGGAUGUCUCCUAACCUCAGCAUCUACAGCUGCUUCGUCUGCUUUGUAUGAAAAACGCUUCUAGACUCAUUUAUAAGUCUGUGGCUGUAAAUAGGCCAGUCUGGGGCUUUCAGCAGUGCAACAAAAAAGUAAUCUGUGUAGCUGGGUGAAUAUAUAACACCAAGAAAUAAAAGGAUAAACACACUAAAUGUAAAACAUUUUUGUCCACUUUCUUCCAUUCUAUAAGUCGAAAUUAGGCGCAUCAGCUUUGUAAUGCAGCCAGGCUGCUGUUUAAAACGGCAGGAAAGUGAAACGCUAGAAUGACGAUUAGUUAUAUAAUUUUGUGUCGAGGUUUCUCUGUUAUAUUCCAACUCUAUCUAUAGAAAGUGGAUCUUCUGUAAUAUGAGUCGCUUUGGACGCUUUGAACUUAACUCGUAUAAAAAUAAGUUCUGCGUAUUCUACAUUCCUCUUGAACGUUUUUGGAGAUUGAACCUAUUGACCCAUUCGUUUUCGCAAUCUUAUUGUCUGAUUUCUUUAAUAAAGAAUCCUUUCUUUAUUAAUUACAUUUAUAAAAUUUGAACAAAGGAGCACAAAACUCUCAUCCAUUACGUUUUCAUAUGAAGAUGAGCCUAUAUGAAGUGUUUUAGGCGAACCCUACAAUAGAUAUAAACGAUGGAGCUCGUGCGCCUGUUUUCUCCCGUGUACACACCAGGCGGCCCCGCCUCUUUCCAUCACUCAAAAUUUCACAGGUGGCGAUUGGCCCGGCGCGACCACGUGAUCGCACCUCCCUGCCCGCCUGCAGUUUCCAGGGCAGCCAGGAGCUGCGUCAUCCGGGCGCCGCCGUUUCUGCUCCGAACCGAGCCUUGUCUUCGGUUCGUGGCAAUAAAAACAAACAACAGACGCAAAACAAGUAUCGGUGUAGCGACAUGGGAGACAAGAAGAGCCCGACAAGGCCGAAGCGGCAGUCCAAGCCUUCCUCUGACGACGGAUACUGGGACUGUAGCGUUUGUACGUUUAAGAACAGCGCAGAGGCUUUCAAGUGCAUGAUGUGCGAUGUGAGGAAGGGGACGUCGACACGGAAGCCCCGCCCAGUCUCCCAGUUGGUCUCCCAGCAAGUGACACAGCAGUUUGCAUCUCCGACCCAGCCAAAGAAGGAGAAGAAAGACAAGACGGAUAAAGAGAAGGGCGAAAGGGAGGCAGCAUUCAGAAAGAGCAGCCAUAGGAGGAUGAGGCCCAGGUUGAAGAAUGUGGACCGGAGCAGUGCUCAGCACCUGGAGGUCACCGUUGGAGACCUUACCGUCAUCAUCACAGACUUCAAGGAGAAGAGCAAACCCACGCCAGCUCCGGGUGAGCACCACGGUCAGAGCGGCUCUGGAUCUGACGGCGCCGAAAGGGGGACAUCGCGGUCGUCCUCGCCCCGAGGGGAGGGCUCCUCACUCAACGGAGAGCCCCACUAAGCCCGCCCUCCCCCCCCACAUUGCUGCUUCAGUCAUUUCUCAUAAAGUCUCUCAUAACAGACACCUCAUCUCUCCAACCCGCAGCCUCUGGCGCAAGGAUGGCAUUUUGGAAGUCUUCCAGAAUGUUCCCUGGGGGUCGACUGCUUGUCUCCAGUGACAUUUGUUACCCGUUAAGAUCACUGUCAGAAAACUGGAAAAACAGCACUGAACUUCCUUGUAGGAUGGUUUUAAAUGUUCCGGGCUGCGUUAAUGUGGUAGUAUUGUACAUUAAAUCAGUGUUAUACUGACAAUAUACACUUAAUCAUACUCUUCUAUCACCUUUUAGAUGGACCUGGGACUGCUGUGGCCUCAAAUCAAACCUUAUUUUAAAAGUAUAUUUCAGAUUGCUGGAUUUGCAUUAUGGGAAAGAUGGAGCCUCUGGGGACAUUUGAUGAAAUUUGACGGUCAACAGUGGGUUUGCAGAAUCCUUCUGUGCCUGUCUGUCACACGGUGCGAACUCGAAAAAAUGCACGUCCUGCCAGCGACUAGGAGCCAGUCACUACAGAUCACGGUCCUCUUACAUUUCCGAUCAUAUCAGGCCGCACAGAUAUGUGCAGAAUCAUCCCAGCUACUUACUGUGGGAGGAAAAUGUUCGUAAGUGAAAGAAUGAAAUAGUUCAAACUUUAAGGCCGAUAUCGUGUUUUAUACAGGCUGCCGUGUUCCCAUUCACUUUGGUUUAUAUUUUACGGUUCUCACAAAAUAAAAAGGAGAUGAUGGACUCUAUAAAAAUGCAUGAUAAAUGUGUGCCUACGUUUGUGAGUCUCGCUGGGGUUUCCGGCUGUUCAGCCUGGUGCUGAAGGUCAGGCCUGGAGGAAGACGAUGAGGGUGGUGAUGAAGGUGAGACCGGUGUAAAUACGCAGCGACCCUGUGCUCGUGCCUUUGCACACGUGAGCAGAACGUGCGAGUCCGCACGACCACAGUGAACGGCAGCGCAGGCGCCCCCUCACUGCGGGUGGCGCUGUUUUUCGUGGUUUUCGGGGGGCUGUGAAAUCACCUCAGUUAUCUCUGACAGAUGCAGCUCUCCUCGCUUCAUUUUCACUCGUUUUCAUUUACCUGCGAUUUUCUUCCUCAGCAUGCAGCAGCUGCAAUAAAAAUACCUUGCUGGCCUUUCACUUUAGAUCCUGCCUGAUUCUGUAUUGCAGCAAGUGUAGAUGUGUGUGUUUUGAGGUAAUUGUUAUGGGGCAGGGCAGGGCUUGCUAUGAAUGAUUAAAGAUUCAGGGAUGAAGGGCUGUAGACAGACUGAACCAUUUAUGAUCCUUGGCCUAUUUAAAGGAUAAUGAAGGUAACGGUGCACUCAGUGAUGAUUAUAGGGAUCACUCUCUCGCACAAAAGACUACAAACUAAGAUCUAAUCCUGGUUUUGCGUGCGGAGUGACGACAUUUCACACAGGCUGUCGUUGACCAUGCCAGUAGAAAGCCAGAAGAUCUGCAGCACUUAAGUGUUCGGUAAAAUGCUGCGUGAGAGGUGAUGACCAGAGAGGGCAUCUGUAAAGCAGCACAGACACCUCACACCCAGCCCAGGCAGCUGCAGGGAAGCCGGCACAGUGCAGUGACAAGUGGCAACAGUCGCCUAGCACUCCGGGGGGGUGACACUGGCCAAGCCAUCCCUGAGGUCUGAGCAGGUCACAUGGGCUGCCCCCCACAAAGACACAUGUUUCACUCAGGUCCAUACCAGGCAUCCUUCCUUUCAGAUUAAUAUCUGAAAAUCACAUGUAAGUGUAACAACCGUGCAUUGCAGGCAAUAAAUAGUAUCAUCAAUUGAUUAUUUCACUCACUGGUAUUAUUUCUGUCUUUGGUUAUCUGAGGAUUUCUGAUUUUCUUAUUUGAUAGUUUGUUGACUAGAUAAAUGUGUAUUAAUCGGCCUACUUGGUUCUGCUCAUUAAACUCAGAGAUGUUUGAUUAAAAA